Vigna unguiculata (cowpea) is the source of this 1229-nucleotide messenger RNA. Its product is annotated as zinc finger protein WIP2-like. Lineage: Eukaryota; Viridiplantae; Streptophyta; Magnoliopsida; Fabales; Fabaceae. The record is from RefSeq and is a predicted model, not a curated record. Gene Ontology annotation, molecular function: DNA-binding transcription factor activity. Gene Ontology annotation, biological process: anatomical structure development; regulation of gene expression. Gene Ontology annotation, cellular component: nucleus.
UUCUAACUCCUCUUCUUCCUCACUCUUCCAUUAUGCUUAUUAUUUUCUUAACUCUCAAACUUAUCUUUUGCUUACCUUUAUUUAUCUACCUCUCCCUCAACUCCUCCUCCACCACUACCACACUACCUCUUCUCUCUUUCAUAAUAACCUAAUCCUUUCUACACUCUCAUCAUCAUCAUGACUCACCCCUUUUGCUCCAAUCACUUCAAUUCUUGGUUUGACCUCAAUUCUCCAUUCCUUUUCUCUUCUUCUUCUUCUUCUUCUUCUUCAUCACCUUGCUCCAACCCUCCAUUCUAUUUUCCUUCUACUUUUCAUCACAAUCAAUCUUCUUCUCCCCCCAAAGAAGCACUUCCUCUCCUUAACCUUAGCCCUGCAAGGGGUGAAGAUCUUGAAUCUUCCUUCAGUGCCAUGAAAGUCAACAGAGAGAAGGAGAGAGAAGCAAGCAUAUCGUCCAAUAAUAACUCCAACUCCAUGGAUGAUGAAACUGUCACCGUGGCUUUGCACUUAGGGCUUCCAAACACUACUGCUUCUGCUUCUGCUGAUUCAUCUUCAAACACAUACUCACCACACAAAGAAAAAGCUUGUGAGUAUUCUCCCAGUAGAAUUAACAAGGGCCAAUAUUGGAUCCCUACCCCUGCUCAAAUUCUCAUCGGUCCAACACAGUUCUCCUGCCCCCUUUGUUUCAAGACUUUCAACAGAUACAACAACAUGCAGAUGCAUAUGUGGGGGCAUGGAUCUCAAUAUAGAAAGGGGCCAGAGUCUCUGAGAGGAACUCAACCAACAGCAAUGCUUAGACUUCCUUGCUAUUGUUGUGCACCUGAAUGCAAGAACAACAUUGAUCAUCCAAGAGCAAAGCCACUCAAAGAUUUUAGGACCCUCCAAACUCAUUACAAGAGAAAGCAUGGAAUCAAGCCCUUCAUGUGCAGAAAAUGCUGCAAAGCUUUUGCUGUUAGGGGUGAUUGGAGGACCCAUGAGAAGAACUGUGGCAAGUUAUGGUAUUGCUCUUGUGGCUCUGAUUUCAAGCACAAACGCUCUCUCAAAGAUCAUAUCAAGGCUUUUGGGAAUGGACAUAAAGCUUUUGGAAUCGAUUGUUUUGACCAGGACGAUGAAGCUGCCUCUGAAAUUGAGCAUGAAAAUGUCAAUGAAUCUUUACUUUCUAGUCAUAGUUGAUGUGUCACAUUUGAGGAUUCUCAUGUUUUCAAACUGAUAUUAAAUUCUUCACUGUCUCA